AUGACGUACGUAGAUUGUAAAAAUGCUGUCAACAUUCGAAUAGAAUUUCAUACGGAAAAAUCCAUUCGAUUGUACUCAACAUUCUUAGUUAAAUAUUCCUGGUGUUUUUUGUUACUUGGAUUAGUCAUUUGUAUCGCGUUGGGUUUGUCAGCGAUACUUGGAGGUGAUCUACCUGAUUUCAAUGAUCCGACUAAAGGCUUUGUGCCCAGGGGUAAAAAUACGUUAACAUCUCGUUUAUUCGUUCUUGAACGAGUGAAAAAAGAGCUCGAUAAACAGAUCGCAGCCGCGAAGCAAACAAACAAUACGAAAAUCUCACUUGAUACCAAUCAAAAUGAAGAAGAAGACGAAGAUCUUGAUUACGAUGAUAGCAUAUCCCAGUCGGAUCUUCUCAAAGAUUUGGAAGGCAGUUCCGACACGUGUGCCUUUCCUUCCAAUACCGAAGAGAAAUGUUUAACAAAUAAACAAGUAUAUAAUCUCUUAAACAAUAGAAGUGAUCCGAUCCGAUUCGGUAAAGCCAUCGAACAUCAAAUUAACAAGCCACACGAACAAAUGUGCACAUCGAUUGAUCUAAAUCGUCACUAUGAAGUUUAUUUCGAAUCAAGUAACAAGUCGUCCGAAAAUCUUUUGACAAUCGAAAAUCUUCGUUCUCUUUGUCAUAAACAAGAAAAUCUUUUACAAUUGUUUCAAUUAAAUUCCACAUGUCAUUAUACAUUACCACAAAUGAUUUCAUAUUUCUCCAACAAACCCAAUUGCUCUGAAUUGACUGAAAAUGACAUCACAAGCUUCGUAUAUCGUAUACAACGUUGUCAUAAGUUGUAUCAAACGGGUUUGAUUCGUCUAGCGGGCUUAAAACGUUAUCGAACGAGACCAAUUGAAUUAUUCGAAUAUGAUUCGUGUUUUCGAUAUAAUUUUACGUUUUUAUCAUUGGAAUAUUUAUUAGACAAAACGUUUUUAUCGACGAAUCAAACCCGUUACACUGCCAUGUGGUUUCUAAAACCAAAACAAGCGAAAAAGUUACUCAAUGGAAGUGAAAUUCAUACUGCGAAUUCAGCUUACGACCUAUUCAUCAGACAUUUCUAUCGAAAUCCGAAAUUCGACGAUGGCUGGACGCGAAUUUCCGCAUUGAAUUUCUUAGAUAUUCGAAUAUCUACCGCCAUGAAGCAAAUCCGAGCUGACAUGUUUUUCGUUAUUCUCGCCAUCUCCUUAAUCGUUGGAGUAACAAUCAUUUACCUUCGAUCGAUAACAGUCGCUCUUAUGACGAAUAUCUGUGUCGUUUUUUCAUUCGCGUGUGCGUAUUUCGCGUAUAAGAUCGCGUUAGGUAUCGAUUUAUUUCCGUAUAUCAAUCUAAUGUCAACAUUUAUUCUGAUUGGCAUAUCGUGUGAUAAUGUUUUCGUUAUAUUCGAUGCGUGGUAUUCGGAAAAAUUAGACAUUUAUAACGAAGCGCGUUUGCAAAAUCGACAAAUCGAAUUUUACGGUAAAUUAACUCAACAACAAGAGCAACAGUAUCAUCGCGAUUGGGAUUAUACGAUGUCGGUGAUACGAAAGAAAUUAUUAACGAAAGAAAAUCAAAAUCAAGCAGACAGUUCGGUGGAAAAUCACGAAGAAGAGGAGGAGGAAUAUUUCGAUCGAAUAAAAAAUCCGGAUUUAAUACGAAUGAUGAAAGUUAAUGACGAACAGAUGAUUCAAAUGAUGGGCGGAUUGCUACGACAUGCAGCAGCCAGUGUAUUUGUUACAAGUUUUACCACUUCCGCGGCGUUCUUCACGAAUAUGAUCACUCGAAUCGCUUAUGUGCAGUUAUUUGGACUUUUCAUGGGAUUUUCUAUUUUAUUUAACUUUCUGAUGAGUAUUACAAUGAUUGUUUCAUUCGUAAUCGUUUAUGAAAAAGUUUGUGAACCAUUAUCAGCACGUCUCGGACUUUUUAAUCAUUUUCCUUCGUUAUUUGACAAAACUUUAGCAUCAUUAACACGCCUAAGUCAUGUCAUAUUUACUGUUCAUAUUCCGCGUUUGAUUAUUAAACUUCGUUACAUUUUAAUUCUCGUCUUCUUCUGUUUUGGGAUCAUUGGAUUGAUCAUCGUUUUCUAUCAUCCAAAAUUAUCUCCACCGAAGUCACGCCGUUACCAAUUCUUUCAACUGACACAUCCCUUCGAACGAUUUGAAUAUCAAAUGCGUGACCAAUUUUUAUCAUAUAUCAAUGAAGAUAAAGAUAAUGUGACGAAUCCGUUGUUGAUCUUCGUAUUUGGAAUUGAAGAUACCGAUUUAGUCCAUCCAUUUUAUCCCGAAGAUUCGAAAAUUAAUCAAAAUAAACAAAGAUUGAUUUACAAUGAAAAUAUCGAUUUUUACGAUCCAGAAAUUUUACGAUGGUUUGAUUCGUUUCUCAAAAACCUCAAUCGAAGUGAUUUGUUCAUGAAUGUUCAACAAACGUAUUCGCAAUGGUUGACCAUCGGACGAUUAUUACGCGGAUUUGUCACAUCGAAUAAGAAAUCAGUUUUCCUGUCGGAUGACGAUGAAUUUUUCGUUCCGGAGAAUCGAAAUCAAACUAUCAAUGCAAUGGAGCAACUCUUUCAGCUUUUCAAAGGCUCGAACCGAUUUCAAUCAGGAAGUGGCGAUGAUAAUUAUCGUAUUGGGUUUUUACCUGAUCAAAAAACAAAACAAAUACGUGCAUUUCUAUUCACUGUCAAUAUGAAUGUUACAUUCAAUUCAUAUGCUGUUCAAGAUGCGUAUUAUAACAAAUUACAAGACUAUUUCGAAGAACGAUUAGAAGAACUACGGUCGACCGAAGGUUCGAACGGUCAUGUUUAUAAACAAGUCAAACACGGUUGGUUCGUCUCUCCUCAAUUUUUAUUUUACGAUCUGAUGCGUGAGGUCAUUCGUGGUACAUAUACAUCAUUGAUAUUCUCUAUGCUAUUUGCACUUGUCGUGCUUCUGUUAACAUCUGGCAACGUUCUAAUCACAUUAUAUGCCAUGACGACGAUCACGUUUAUCAUUGCCGAUACCGUAGCAAUAUUUGUGCUGUGCGGUUGGGAAUUAAAUAUCCUGGAAACGAUCAUUAUCAUCAUGAGUGUUGGUUUAAGUGUUGAUUUCACGGUGCAUUAUGGUGUGGCUUAUAUCAAAGCAGAUUGGAAGAAAAAUCAAGCAGAUAUUAAACAAUCAACAAAGAACUUGCAUUUAUCGGAUGGGACGAAUCAUCAGGAAGAAUCUCAAAAUCACAAUGAAAGUUUGUUUCAACGUUUGAAGCGUCGACAUCAACAAGGAAAUCUGCAACGUUUUCGUCGAAUCAAAAAUAGUCUAACUCGUGUUGGUUCAGCUGUUUUCAUUGCUGGUUUUACAUCUUUUCUUGCUGGAGUAUCAAUGGCACCGAGCAAACUAACAUCUUUUUCUCAGAUGGGCUUUUUCCUUAUGUUAAUCAUGUUCAUUAGCUGGUUGUUUGCCACAUGGUUUUUUCUUCCACUACUUUCAUUCAUCGGACCGAUUGAUCGAUUUGGUGAUAUACCAUUCGGAAAACUAUGCCGAUGUGGUAAAUUGUCAUCGCCAACUGUUAUUCGAGCAGUACCGUCCGGUAACAAACAGGAAAAUCUGAACGAUGAACAGUGGGUUUAG
Adineta ricciae is the source of this 3597-nucleotide messenger RNA. The record is from the annotation of a GenBank genome assembly. NCBI's taxonomy places the organism in Eukaryota, Metazoa, Rotifera, Eurotatoria, Adinetida, Adinetidae.